AUGGCUCAAAAUGCGCUGUCUACAAAAUGUUCUGUUCAAAGACCUCCAAGUCAGGGUUCUUCUGCUUCUCGCUCCAAGUCUCUGCAUCCAGACAUUUCUCGUGCUUCCACCCGUGGACUGUCUCCUCGUUGGCGCUCCCCAACUCAAUCAACCCUUGUCAGUGGCUCUAAAUCUCCAUGUUCAAGCAUUUCUCGUACUUCCACCAGUAGACUAGCUUCAUCAUCCAGUCACACACAGCCCCCCUUUCGUAGGUGCUCCUUAUCAAAGGCUCCACCUAGCCAUGUUGCUUGGUCAGGUCAUGCGCCUUCCCCUUCUCCUACUUCAGGCCAUUCUCAAUCUUGUAGUCUUACGCCUGAUGAGGGUGACCAGCCCAAGCACCAAGUGGAAAGGGCAAGCAAACAAGUAAACCCCUCGAAGCUUGGAUUUUACCCAACCUGUUGGCAGACAUUUCUUCAGGCGGCAAAGUUGGAAAUGCACUUGCAGGCUGUACUAACGCACCCAAUUCCAGAGCAUCGUGAUGCGGUAGGACUCGCAUGGGAAGUCCUGGAUGCAGAGUUAUGGAAAUACCACUCGAAGAAGAUUAGGUUGGACAACGGUAAGUCCCUCCAUACUACCGGAGGUUAUCGCAAUCUGGUGUCCCUAGGAUAUUUCCUGGAAUAUCAUGACCAGAUGUCACACUUGCUCUGCGAUGACUUGUUUACAUUCCAGACAGAACUCAAGAAAGUUGUCAUCUCUAUUGCGAAACAACUAUACAACAUCUUCCCGAGAAGCAGUGUGAUGCACAAGGACUUGGUGCAGAAAUGUGUUACUGAAGCAGCGUCUAAACUGAUCAAGUCCAGUGACUACCUUCGGCUUCCUGACUCAUCUGAGGGCAGGUACAAGAACUUCGCAUUGCAGGUUCUUAAAGAUGGAUGUCUAGAUUUUUACUACAGCAACGGCAAAAAAGCAUUGAAGUUGACAGAGGAAUUUCAAUGCUCAAUUCCCAUCAAUGGCCUCAUUCUCGUAGCCGUGGUUGUGAAGGGCAUUCUGAGUGGUUUCCGUGAAACCGAUAUUCCUGAGCAUCGUCAAGAGCUGAAAGAGAUGUUGGAGGAAUGGGUCGAGUUUGGGAUGAUGAGUGGGGUUCGCAAUGGUUCAGACAGCGGCUCAGCUGAAGAGGAUGUCAACAUCAUUAUAUAG
Molecule: messenger RNA, 1176 nt
Organism: Suillus plorans
Lineage: Eukaryota; Fungi; Basidiomycota; Agaricomycetes; Boletales; Suillaceae
Exons: 5
Coding region: 1-1176 (391 amino acids)
Source: RefSeq, a predicted model, not a curated record